Messenger RNA from Mauremys mutica (yellowpond turtle), 4387 nucleotides. RefSeq names its product deleted in malignant brain tumors 1 (gene DMBT1). The record is from RefSeq and is a predicted model, not a curated record. The coding region runs from base 1 to 3483 and encodes 1160 amino acids. NCBI's taxonomy places the organism in Eukaryota, Metazoa, Chordata, Testudines, Geoemydidae. The transcript has 23 exons. Gene Ontology annotation, cellular component: membrane.
AUGAAGAAGGCAGUGGAUGUAAUAUUUCUGGACUCUGAUGUAAGACAUCUGGUCGCUAUAUCAGAAACAUUCCUUGGACGCUUUAUUGAUACUGUGGGUGAUGCGCUGUUGCUGGAACUUGUAAAUGGGCCACACCGCUGUGCUGGUCGUGUUGAAAUCCUUCACUUUGGACGCUGGGUAAAAGUUUGUGGUGAUUUGUGGGACAUGAACGAUGCACGAGUUGUGUGCCGGCAGCUGGGCUGUGCAAGCACUCUGUUUCCUCCAGUGGGAACCACACCAAGUGGGCUGGCAUUGAGACUGGUGAAUUCAUAUAGCAGAUGUGAAGGUCGUGUUGAAGUCUAUUACGCAGGAUCCUGGGGGACAGUGUGUGAUGAUUCUUGGGAUCUCAAUGACGCAAAUGUUGUGUGCCGGCAGCUUGGCUGUGGAUAUGGUGUUGCAGCAAAGACCAAUGCCUAUUAUGGUCAAGGCUCAGGAAAAAUUGUUCUGGAUGACGUGAGUUGCAGAGGAUGGGAAUACAGUCUAUGGGACUGCCCUCAUUCAGGAUGGCUCUCUCAUAACUGUGGUCACUCUGAAGAUGCGGGUGUCAUCUGCUCAGCUGCUGCUGGAUAUCCAACUUCUCCAUCAACGGGUAACUCAUCACAUAAUAAUUUCCUUGCAUCUGUUUUAGGGCUGGCAUUGAGACUGGUGAAUUCAUUUAGCAGAUGUGAAGGUCGUGUUGAAGUCUAUUACGCAGGAUCCUGGGGGACAGUGUGUGAUGAUUCUUGGGAUCUCAAUGACGCAAAUGUUGUGUGCCGGCAGCUUGGAUGUGGAUAUGGUGUUGCAGCAAAGACCAAUGCCUAUUAUGGUCAAGGCUCAGGAAAAAUUGUUCUGGAUGACGUGAGUUGCAGAGGAUGGGAAUACAGUCUAUGGGACUGCCCUCAUUCAGGAUGGCUCUCUCAUAACUGUGGUCACUCUGAAGAUGCGGGUGUCAUCUGCUCAGCAGCUGCUGGAUAUACAACAUCUCCAUCAACAGGAACAUCAGGAUCCACUCCAUCGUGGCCCUGGUACACAACAACUCGAAGGCCGGGAUACACUCCAUCAUGGCCCUGGUACACAACCACUGGGCUGGCAUUGAGACUGGUGAAUUCAUAUAGCAGAUGUGAAGGUCGUGUUGAAGUCUAUUACGCAGGAUCCUGGGGGACAGUGUGUGAUGAUUCUUGGGAUCUCAAUGACGCAAAUGUUGUGUGCCGGCAGCUUGGAUGUGGAUAUGGUGUUGCAGCAAAGACAAAUGCCUAUUACGGUCAAGGCUCAGGAAAAAUUGUUCUGGAUGACGUGAGUUGCAGAGGAUGGGAAUACAGUCUAUGGGACUGUCCUCAUUCAGGAUGGCUCUCUCAUAACUGUGGUCAUUCUGAAGAUGCGGGUGUCAUCUGCUCAGGACCCAGUCCCAGGCAGAAACUGGUGAAUGGCCGGAACAGAUGUGAGGGCCGUGUAGAAAUUUAUGCCAAUGGAACCUGGGGGACAGUCUGUGAUGAUUUUUGGGACAUAAACGAUGCUCAAGUUGUAUGCAGGCAGCUUGGAUGUGGAUGGGCCAUUUCUGCACCAGGAAGUGCCCAAUUUGGUCAAGGCAGAGGAAAUAUUUUCCUGGAUGAUGUGCAGUGCAGAGGAGAUGAACACUUGGUCUGGCAAUGUCAGCACAGAGGGUGGGGCAUACAUAACUGUGGCCACAGUGAAGAUGCCAGUGUCAUUUGUUCAGAUUUUUUUUGGCUGGCAUUGAGACUGGUGAAUUCAUCUAGCAGAUGUGAAGGUCGUGUUGAAAUUUAUUACCAAGGAUCGUGGGGAACAGUCUGUGAUGAUUCCUGGGAUAUCUAUGAUGCAGAUGUUGUGUGCAGGCAGCUUGGCUGUGGACAUGGUGUUGCAGCGAAGACCAGUGCCUGUUAUGGUCAAGGCUCAGGAAAUAUUGUCCUGGAUGAUGUGGGUUGCAGAGGAUCGGAAUACCGUCUAUGGGACUGUCCUCAUUCAGGAUGGCUCUCUCAUAACUGUGCUCAUUCAGAAGAUGCCGGUGUCAUCUGUUCAGAUGCACUAACACAUGUUUCUACUACUAUUCCAACAUGGCUGCCUUCAACAGCAAAAUAUACUUGUGGUGGUGUCCUUCAGUAUUCAUCGGGGACAUUUCAAAGCCCGUUUUAUCCUGGGAAUUAUCCAAACAAUGCAGAUUGUGUGUGGGAAAUAGAAGCAGUGAGCAAUUACCGUGUGACACUUUCAUUUAGCGAUAUAGCGACAGAAGGUGGUUCAUGCCUGUAUGAUUAUAUUGAGAUCUAUGAUGGGCCACUCUACACCUCUCCUUUACUGGGGAAAAUUUGUUAUCGUUCCUAUCUCACAUAUACAUCGUCCUCAAACUUGAUGACAGUUCGAUUUCACAGUGACUCAAGUGGCACAAACAGAGGGUUCCGUGCUGCCUAUUACACCAUUCCAGCAGAUCAGAAUACUACUCUUCUGUGCUUGCCAGAAUACAUGCAUGCAGUUGUUAACAGAGCCUAUCUCCGCUCACAUGGCUACAAUGCAUGGGAUGUCAGCUUGAAUGACCCUUAUUGUAGACCAAACAUUACAUCAAACUAUGUUAUAUUCAACAUACCAUACAAUCGCUGUGGCACAAGACGAGAGGGAAACAACAACACUAUCAUCUAUUCCAACUUGAUCAAAGCAAUCUCUUCUGGUUACAUAAUCAAAAGGCAAAAAGAUCUUCACUUGCAUAUCAAUUGCAAAAUGCUCCAAAAUAGAUGGAUUGAAAUAAUGUAUGUGGCUGAGGAUGUUACUGAAGUCAAUGAAACUCAGUACAGCAGAUACAACGUGACCAUUUCAUUUUAUACAUCACCAUCCUUCUUAAGACCAGUGUAUGACUCUCCAUACUACAUUGACUUGAACCAGAAUUUAUUCCUUCAAGCUUCAAUUCACAGCUCUGACCCAAAUCUGGUGUUGUUUUUGGACACGUGUGUUGCAUCACCUGAUUCCAAUGAUUUUACAACAGUAACCUAUGACAUUAUCAGGAGUGGGUGUGUUAGAGAUCCUACCUACGGUACAUACUAUUCACCCUACAGCUCCACCAUACGCUUCAAAUUUAAUGCCUUCAAGUUUAUUAACAAACAUACAUCAGUUUACCUGCAGUUUAAAAUGGUGGUGUGCAGGGUAUAUGAUUAUUCUUCCCGAUGCUACCAGGGCUGCACACCCAGGUCCAAGAGAGAUACAAGCUCUUACCAAGAAGAAGUGGAUGUUGUUGUUGGGCCUAUUCAGCUUCGGAAAGAUGGCACUAAGAACAGGAAUGCUGAGCUGGACUAUUCUGAACAUCAGGAAGAUGUGGAUUCCCGUGGUUCACUUACUGCUACUGACGAUCAUUCCCAGGCUCCAUUUAUUGUUACGGGUGUGGUGUUUGCAGCUGUUAUUUUCACUCUUGUUGGGUUUAUUUUGAAAAAUAAACUGAAGAGACCGAUUCCAUAUGAGAUAAUGUGAGACACUAAAGACACCAGCAUCAGGGCAUUUAUGUAAUGAUUCAAUUUUUAGCAUUUGCACUAAAUAACUUUUAUAUGACAAAUCAUGCUUUAAAGAGAAAGUAUGAAAACCUUACUGCAAUGAGACUACAAUCUGAGUUCUGGUAAAUUCAGGCUAGAGGUGGGCCUGAGGUUAAAACCCCACCUCCACAUAACAUGAGAAGCUAGGAGAAGUUUGAAUCCAGAUCCCAACUCUCUGACUUGCAGCCAUUUCCAUGGACUUGAACCCCAGCCCCAUAUCUGGCCCACCAGCUCCCUCCCCCUCAAUCUAGAACCAGAUUUUGCAGCUCAGGACUAUCUCUAGUCUAGAUAGGCUAAAAACUGAGUUCAAUUCCUGUUCCACCACAAACAUCUUGUGUGAUCAUGGGUGAGUCACAGUCUCUCUGGGCCUCAGUUACCCAUCUGUAAAAUGGAGAUAACAGCACUUUCCUACAUCACAGGAUAUUACAGGGAAUGGGGCCAUACAAGUACUUAAGAUAGAUGGAGAGUACUUUGUUUUGACAACUUUAUACAUAAUAAAGGGCAAUCUGACAUUUUUAUGUUUACCUUUUAUGCCUACCUAGGACAUUUCAGUCUCUUCUGAUCAAGAUAUUUAGAUUCUUAUGCAUGUUUUCUUCCUCAUAAUCCUCCUCUCAAGACCAGUGCUUCUAACAUCUCAAAUAGUCUGAUGUGGAAAUUAUGGUGAGGAGUCAAAUGUAAUAGAUUGUGCAAAUUUGCAGGAUGGGAUGGUUUCUAGUCUAAAUGAAUCUCUUAUGUAAACGCAACAAUUUAAAAUCAGAAACGUGUUUACAAAGCGAUAUUUCUAUUUGUGUACUUGCAAAUAUAAUGUCUCUGCAUCUCCAAAUUACCGCUUUGCAAUAUGAAGA